UUAGUAAAAAUAACAAGAUAAAAACAAACUAAUAAGAUUUCCUAUGCCUUCCCUUUCCUCGAUCAUCUCGCAGCAGCUGAGGAGAAACCAAGGCUCCGAGACCAGCCCAUCGCCUUCUCAGAUCUCCGAUCGACGAUCUCCUCUGAUCUCUGAUUGAUGGUGUACCAAGAAUGGGUGAAGCGAUGAACGUCUCCUCGGACUGAAGGAUUAUCUGAUAUCAUCUGCACGUGAGACUGUGAGAGGCCACUGGACAGUUGUUCUGAUGCAGUCACAUUCAGAAGAGACUGCAACUGAGGUGGAGCGAGAACAUAGUGCAUUUCCACAAAAUGUGAUUAAUACUCCAGAGAAGCAAUCGGACACUGCCUCAGUUGUUCUCGAGGAUACUGUUGACCGAUCCUUUGAAAGUAUUCCAAACCAAUUGGUGCUUUAUGACCAUAGUGGAAGUGGUACAAGCCAGGAUGCUCUUGUUGCUGUUGAACCAACUGAUGAUUUUAGUCUAACCUCUGAAAGCUCAUAUGUGCCAACGCCUUCUAGCCGAGUUUUGCCAUCUGUAGGGGCAUUCACAGUACAAUGCGCUGCUUGUUUUAAAUGGAGACUCAUUCCAACUAAAGAGAAAUAUGAAGAGAUACGUGAAACUAUCUUGCAAGAGCCAUUUUUGUGUGACAGGGCGCGGGAGUGGCGCCCUGACAUAACUUGUGAUGAUCCAGAAGACAUAUCUCAAGAUGGCAGCAGACUUUGGGCAAUUGACAAGCCUAACAUUGCACAACCACCUCCUGGAUGGGAAAGAUUGCUUAGGAUCAGAGGAGAAGGAAGCACCCGAUUCGCAGAUAUAUAUUAUGUUGCACCUUCUGGAAAGAGACUGCGUUCAAUGGUGGAAAUCGAGAGAUACUUGCUUGAACACCCAGAGUAUAUCAGAGAUGGGGUAACUAUGUCUCAGUUCUCAUUUCAAAUUCCAAGACCUUUGCAAGAGAACUAUGUUAGGAAACGUCCACGUCCACCCUAAUCCUCAUAAAGGGUGGUUUAGGAUUGCCAAGGCCCCUGGAACCUGAAGAAGUGAACCCUCUAUCUUGGGAGGCUCCACCUAUUUAGCCCAGAUAUGCAGACUGGAAGAUCAAGGUCAUUAGCUAUCAUCAAUGGACAUCCUGACCAUCCUCCAUCCAUGGGGUCACCAACACCCAAAAGAAAGAAGAAAGCAGCAGCCAAGCCUCCACGGAAACGAUCAUUUGCUAGGCCAUCUACAAUUUCAGACUUACAGACUGAUGACAAAGAGCCUCCAGAUAGUGCCCCUCUUGUUGAAUCAAUGCCCUUCAAGAAAAAGAAAAAAGCAACAAGCAAGCGGCCGGCUAAACAAGUAUUGGGCAACUCACCAGCAAGCAAGAAUCUGCAGUCAGGUGGCACAGGGUUAUCAGCUUCAUGCACUGAUCCACAAAUUGAUAGCCCAGGACACAAUGAGCAUCCAGCUUGCUCCCUUCCUGUUGAACCAUCACCUUCAAAGAAAAAGAAGACAAUGAGCAAGCUGCCAUGUAAACGAGCAUCAGGCAGUCCACCUGAACACCAACAUCCGCAGUCCGGUGGAGUGGGCUUGUUAGUUCCAGAUAACGAAGAUGAGGGAGGUUAUACUACUCCGACCGAAUCAUCAUCACCGGUGAAGAAAAACACAGAAGUAACCAAGCCAUCACCUGAGCAGGCUUGUGGUGGCAGUUCUGAAUGUAAUAGGCCAAGGAUCAAGAUCAUUGGACCAAAGCAGCCAGGGAGCCCUCCUCUGGAGUCAAAAGUAGUUUACUUUUGAAGGCUUAAUGCCUCUUUAAGCUCUGCUAAUCUGCCUCAUUGUAAUGGUGCCCUCUUGGGAAAGAAAAUGGAAGAAUAGUAGGUUGAAAUACCAGUUGAACUU
Dioscorea cayenensis subsp. rotundata (Guinea yam) is the source of this 1891-nucleotide messenger RNA. RefSeq names its product methyl-CpG-binding domain-containing protein 2-like. Gene Ontology annotation, molecular function: zinc ion binding; DNA binding. The transcript is spliced from 6 exons. NCBI's taxonomy places the organism in Eukaryota, Viridiplantae, Streptophyta, Magnoliopsida, Dioscoreales, Dioscoreaceae. Bases 263 to 1003 code for a protein of 246 amino acids. The record is from RefSeq and is a predicted model, not a curated record.